GCCAUAAUUUAAAAAAACGCACCGACUCCCCUACAGCCGCCAGCGAUCCCAAUCCCCGACUCCUCCGGCAGCCCGCAACGACUCGCGCCGCCUCCGGUCGCGCCGGGUCCAGGUAAAGCGGCUUCCAUCUCCUCGGUCUCAGCGCGUCAUCCCCUCCUCCUUCCUCUUCCGUUUCCCUUAGGGUUGGAGUAGACACGUCGGCUCAAGGAUCCUUCGAGGGACUGACUGGUUGUGCAAAUACCUACUUUUAAAUUAUUGAAAGUGGGAGCAUGAAAGGGUCAGGACACUUAUUGAUUUUGAACAAAGAUCUAGCAUGGAACCAUCCUCACAGCCUCAACCAAUGAUGGGUGUUGGGUCACAACCUUAUCCUGCUGCUGCUCCCUAUGUGCCAGUACCUGGAUCUCUUGCUGUUCCUCCUGGCUCACAGCCAGCAGCAGCAUUCCCCAAUCCAACUCAACUCAGUGCUCAGCACCAGAUGGUGUACCAGCAGGCUCAGCAAUUUCAUCAACAACUUCAGCAACAGCAGGAACAACAGCUCAGGGAGUUCUGGACUACCCAGAUGGAUGAGAUCAAGCAAGCAAAUGACUUCAAGAUCCACACCUUGCCACUUGCAAGGAUAAAGAAGAUAAUGAAGGCUGAUGAGGAUGUGCGGAUGAUCUCUGCAGAAGCUCCUGUUGUGUUUGCGAAGGCAUGCGAGGUAUUCAUAUUAGAGCUGACAUUGAGGUCAUGGAUGCACACAGAGGAGAACAAGCGCCGGACCUUGCAGAAGAACGACAUUGCAGCUGCCAUCACCAGGACUGAUAUAUAUGACUUCCUGGUGGACAUAAUCCCGAGGGAUGAAAUGAAAGAGGAGGGGCUCGGACAUAAUCCCAUAGUUGGCCUGCCGCCUGCUAUGGGGGCUCCAGCUGAUCAUGGUUCUCAUCCAUAUUACUAUGUGCCAGCUCAGCAGGUGCAAGGAGCAGGUAUGAUGUAUGGUGGCCAGCAGGGUCACCCAGUGACUUAUAUGUGGCAGACGCCGCAAGGGCAAGCGGCAGAGCCCCCCGAAGAGGAGCAGCAGCAGUCUGCCUGAAUGUAGCAAAUAGACGAUAACAGCAAAGCAAUUACAUCUUGAUCUGAAGUUCUGAACUUAGUUCUCUAAACAAACAAAUAUGAUUUGGUUAUGUUAAUUGUGCAGAUGAUUGCAGGCUGAAACAAUUGUCGCUAAUUAGGUGUCAUAGCCUCAUAGGGUUUCCUAAUGGUAGUUUCGACUCCCGACGCUGCCACGGCAGCAGUAGAAAAUGAUUGUAAUUUGCAGACUAAUGUAGUAAGAUUAGCCUUUUCUGUCUAAUCCAAUAUACGAUUGAGGCCCUCGUAUGAACUGAGUGUUUGUUUGCCUUAUUUUUUUAA
Molecule: messenger RNA, 1386 nt
Organism: Zea mays
Lineage: Eukaryota; Viridiplantae; Streptophyta; Magnoliopsida; Poales; Poaceae
Product: nuclear transcription factor Y subunit C-2
Exons: 3
Coding region: 314-1069 (251 amino acids)
Biological process (GO): regulation of transcription by RNA polymerase II
Cellular component (GO): nucleus
Molecular function (GO): RNA polymerase II cis-regulatory region sequence-specific DNA binding; DNA-binding transcription factor activity, RNA polymerase II-specific; protein heterodimerization activity
Source: RefSeq, a predicted model, not a curated record